Molecule: messenger RNA, 2342 nt
Organism: Plectropomus leopardus (leopard coralgrouper)
Lineage: Eukaryota; Metazoa; Chordata; Actinopteri; Perciformes; Serranidae
Gene: ric8a
Product: RIC8 guanine nucleotide exchange factor A
Biological process (GO): G protein-coupled receptor signaling pathway
Cellular component (GO): plasma membrane; cytoplasm
Molecular function (GO): guanyl-nucleotide exchange factor activity; G-protein alpha-subunit binding
Source: RefSeq, a predicted model, not a curated record
CCGGCUGAAGGGAUUCAGACAUCAUGCAGGCAUCUGUGGGUGGUGACAAACUAUAGCGUGUGCACAAUCCGAGUAACAAACACACACACACGCAGACACACACAGCCAUACUCUGACGGUGAAUUGAGGAGGAAGCUGCUGCGAUGGCGAUGAAAAUGGAUAUAAAUGUCAUCAUAGAGCAAAUGGAGACUGGAGAGCAGGACACAGCUCUGACGGCUCUACAGAGCUACAACAAGGAGAUGAACCAUUGCUUUACAUUCAGCACGGAGGACGAGCGGGACAGAGAGCUUCUGGGGGAGUUGGUGCUUGGUUACCUGAACAGAGAGCUGCAGCCGUCCUGUCAGCUGGCCUGUCUAGAAACAGUUAGAAUCUUGACCAGAGACAAACACUGCCUGGAUCCCUUCAUCAGCCGCUCUUCCAUGGCCACGCUCGCCCGCUACGCCGGCAUUGCCGUGUGCAAUGCUGCCACAGCCAAUCACAACCAGCCAGAGGAGGGCCAAGUGGAGGGUGAGGGAGGAGAGGGCGAGGAGGCAGCAGAAGAAUCCAGCAAAGUGGUGAAGGAAGCCUCCCCUCCUUCAGAAAACUCUGACCAGGAGGUGAUUAUUGAGGCUCUCAAGUCCAUCUGUAACAUCCUGUUACACAACGAGACGGGACAGGUGGUAGCGGCAGACCUACAGCUGAUAAAGGGUGUGGCAGAGAGGCUGAAGCAGUGUCAUGAUCCCACCUGGAACCAUGAGGUGCGUUUCUUUGACCUGCGGCUCACCUUCCUGCUGACAGCCCUGAGAGUGGACGUCAGGGCGCAGCUGGCUCAGGAGCUUCACGGCAUCAAUCUCCUAGGCAACCAGUUGGAUGCCACGCUCGGUCUGUGUUGGCCGGACACACUGGAGACGGCCAGGGCAGGGUUAGAGGACGUCCCACCUGAACAGCUGCCCCCUCUGAGCCGGCAGCAGACAGAAUUAGCCAUGGAAAUACUGAAAAUACUCUUCAACAUCACAUUCGACACAGCCAAACGCAAAGUCGACGAGGAAGAGACAGCAGAGUACAGACAUUUGGGAGCCAUACUGAGACACUGUCUCAUGAGCCAGGCAGAUGGAGAGGAGCGCACUGAGGAGUUCCACAGCCACACUGUUAACUUGCUAGGCAACCUCCCCCUGCCCUGUUUGGAUGUGUUGUUAAAGCCUAAAGUGCAACAAGGCUCCAUUGAGUACAUGGGGGUCAACAUGGACGCUGUCAACAUGCUAGUGGAAUACAUGGAGAAAAGACUGGACCGGGGACAUAAGCUGAAGGAGACGCUUCUGCCAUCUCUGAAUUUGCUGACUGAGAGCUCCCGAAUCCACCGAGAGACCAGGAAGUUCCUCAGGUCAAAGGUGCUGCCUCCACUUCGUGACGUGAAGAACAGGCCAGAGGUGGGCGAUGCUCUGAGAAACAAACUGGUCCGUCUUAUGACACACAUUGACACUGACGUCAAGGACUGCGCCGCCGAAUUCCUCUUUGUUCUCUGCAAAGAAAGUGUUUCCAGGUUCAUUAAGUACACUGGGUACGGUAAUGCUGCAGGUCUGCUGGCUGCCAGAGGACUGCUCAGGGGAGGCAGAGACUCGGGGAUCUACUCUGAAGAUGAGGAUUCGGAGACAGAGGAGUACAGAGAGGCCAAAGCCCAAAUAAACCCAAUAACAGGAGUUGUAGAGGAGGAUCAGCCCAACCCCAUGGAGGGAAUGACAGAGGAGCAGAAAGAACUGGAGGCCAUGAAGCUGGUCCACAUGUUUGACAAACUGUCACGGACUAACCUGAUCCAGCCCAUGCAGCUCGGUAUGGACGGGAAGAUGAGAGAGAUUGCCCCAGAGGACCUGCACAAACUGGCCCACAAUCCUCUGUUCCAGCCAGAGGAGCCAGCUCAUUCAGAGAGUGAAGAUGAGGCUCAGUAAACACAAAAGCAAAGAGGAGGUAACAGAUUCAAGUCCUGCGACAGGUGUGGAAGGUCUGUCUAAUUAUUCUAGAUAUUCACGUCACAUGAUCCAACCUGUUCCUGUUUACAUAUUCUGAUGGGAGGUGAAUUACAGAAAGUUGGGAUCUGUUAAGUCAAAGUGGAAACAAAGGAAUACAUGGGAGGCAGCUUAAAAGACCAUUUUGCAUUUUUGGAAGUGCUAUCCUGUCAACUACAAAUCACCAGUGUUUUACUGCUCGCCAUUUUCCAAAGAUAACUCUUAGUUAAUAGUUUUCUUACCUUUCAUACAUUUGUUUCAGUUCAUUUUAGCACACUAUAAAAAACAACUUGCUUUGGGGCGCUAUGGAUGACAUGCAUUUAAACCUUUGAAACCAGAGCAAGUUGGUUUGCUUUAUUUAAA